AUGAGAAAUGUAAAACCACGUCGUCCAAAUUGCUUAAAAGUUCACGAUCUUGUCGAUCGAGAAUUUUCUGAAACUCUUUCAACCCAGAUCGAACAAUCCGGCACGGAAACGGCCGGUUCCAUGGUAUUCCGGAGAUUUCAUGGAAGCAGUAUUCCCGAUGAGCGGAUUUAUCUGGUUUGGGCCGGAACCGACAGGAACAUAUCAAAACCGGUAGCCGGAUACGGUUACCGCUUUUCUCCAUCGGAUUCCUGGCAUUUUACGGGCGGAUUCCGCUCAGAAAUGGCGAGUUUCCUCAGGGAUUUCCUCGGAAAUUCAUGGAAUCCUGCUUUAGGAAUCAUCGUCCUGGGUGGUGACAAUUAA
Messenger RNA from Adineta ricciae, 360 nucleotides. The record is from the annotation of a GenBank genome assembly. Lineage: Eukaryota; Metazoa; Rotifera; Eurotatoria; Adinetida; Adinetidae.